Molecule: messenger RNA, 1828 nt
Organism: Caenorhabditis elegans
Lineage: Eukaryota; Metazoa; Nematoda; Chromadorea; Rhabditida; Rhabditidae
Gene: wrt-8
Product: Warthog protein 8 N-product
Exons: 11
Coding region: 81-1733 (550 amino acids)
Biological process (GO): animal gross anatomical part developmental process; intein-mediated protein splicing; protein autoprocessing
Cellular component (GO): extracellular region; plasma membrane; cell surface
Source: RefSeq, marked reviewed
AUUGCCACAGGGUGGAAAGGUGGACUUGUGGAAGAAUUGCAAAUCGACUUUUCCCUACAAUUCAACUUUUGACUGGUUCAAUGAAUUAUUUAUUACUGGUAUCUGGUUUAUUGUCAGUUUGGCAGCCAGUUUUUGGAUCCAGAUGUGGAGAAUCUACGAUUCCGUUUAGUUUGGAGAUCCUUCCAUCAGGUCACCCGGUUCUAGGAUGUGCAAGACCAACAUGUUUCGGGUGGCACCCAAAGGGAUAUCAACUUCCAACCACGGCGAAGUUUUCUCGCCUGAAUCGGAAACUCGAUGGAUUCCUUCGCGACGAUUCUUUGUUCACAUACCCAUUUGAAACCGACAGUUCAAAAAUUUAUAAAGUUCAGAACUCGACAUGCGAGCCUGGAUUCCAAUCUUCAAAAUGUGAUUCCAAAGAUCAAUGGGUUGGUGGAAUAGAGCCAGAAACCGAUGCAUUCCAAGAUGUUGCCUACCAAUGCUGUACAUACGCACCACUUCGUGAAUCAACCGAUCGUAAUAUUGCAACAGUUUCUGCUGGAGAAAUAGUGAUCGGAGGAGAGGUCUAUCAGAAUGAGAGCCAAUAUGCAUUUGACUAUAUCAGUAAUAUUGAGAAGAGUAUGGAUGAGAACGGAGAGGUCUAUUAUGAAGUCAAUAUUCGAAGAUUUGCAUGCUUGGAUCCCCAUAAUGCUGACAGGAGAAUAGAUGAGGUUUGGAGCUCGGAAAACACUAUUCGAAAAGUAAAUGGACAAAAGCCGAUUGCUCAACAAGCUCCAAAUGUUGCCGUGAAUGCUCCAAUUGAAGCUGGAACUUUUGACGGAGAAGUUGUGGAUGGACAAACUGUAGUGAUUGAGGAAAUUAUUGCCCAACAAGGAUUCAUCGUAGAAAAUGAAACUACAGUCGCACCGUUUGCAGGACCAUUCCAAGCGCAGGGCUUUCAACCUCGAUUUGGUGCUCCGCAAGGUUUCCAGCCAGCUUUUCAACAACCACCUCCCCAGCAAUUCUUCCCACAAAAUUUCCAACCAGUUGUUCAACAACCUGUGCAAUUCCCAGCUCAGCCAGUCGGAUACGCUCCUUAUGCACCUGCCGGAUGGCAGCUUCAUUACUGCUUCCCUGCCGAUGCGGAGGUGAACGUCUACGAAAAAGGAGUGAAGCGGAUGGAUGAGCUAGAAGUUGGAGAUUGGGUUCAGGCAUUACACGGGAAGGAAACUACAUAUUCGCCAGUUAAAUAUUGGCUUCAUAGAGAUCCGGAGCAAGAAGCUGAAUUUGUUGAAUUCCUACUCGAAAAUGGAGAAUCUUUCACUCUCACCGAGAAGCAUCUGGUUUUCGCCACAGAUUGCCAGCAAAAUGUCAAAAAUCUCGAUGACCUGAACCCAACUUCUACGGGAAAAAUAAACAUUGGAGAAUGUUUCUUUAUGGCUCAACCAGAGAACGCUUCGAAAUUCCAAAAAGUUCAAAUUCUUGACAUCCAACGUGUGCGGAAAACUGGAAUUUAUGCCCCAAUGACUUCUCUCGGGCAUCUUCUUGUCAACCAAAUUCACACGUCUUGCCACUCGGAAAUUGAUCACCAUCUUCUACAGAAUUCAUUUUUCAAGCAUGUGCUCAAACUGAAAAACAGAAUUUCAAAGUACUUCUGGAAUGAAGAGAGCAACACUGAAGGCAACAUCGGGACGAGUUUGAACUUUCUAAUCGAGAUUUUCGAGCUGAUUGUGCCAUCGAAAAUGAUUUCCUACUGAGGAAGCGGAAAACAAUAUCUAAUUUAUUUAUUUUUCAACGAGCUUAUUAUUUAUGAAUUAAAAUUAAAUGUACAAUUAAGGAUUCAGAAUUUGGA